Molecule: messenger RNA, 1932 nt
Organism: Elaeis guineensis (African oil palm)
Lineage: Eukaryota; Viridiplantae; Streptophyta; Magnoliopsida; Arecales; Arecaceae
Product: oxysterol-binding protein-related protein 3A
Cellular component (GO): membrane; cytosol
Molecular function (GO): sterol binding
Source: RefSeq, a predicted model, not a curated record
UCUUCCACGCGUAGAAGUAUCGCCGGCCGCCCUUCAAACAACGGGAGCGCCAAAGUUUUCUUUUUCCUUUCUUAUUCCUUAAUUUAGAAGCCUUGGCCCCAUUUUCUUCCGCGUUUAGAUUUCGCCCUUUUCUUAUCUCUUCGUGUUAAUCGAGGGAUUUUUGAUCGGGGAAUUGGGAUCUUCGACUCGAGAUCUCGCUGGGGUUUCUUCUUGAUUGCUUGAUUGCGGUCUUUCUUCGGUUUUUAGUUUGGGAUUUGAGGGAUUUUUCUUGGAGUUAGGACUUUCGGAGAUGGGUUCGAAGGAUGAGAAGCCGGCGGCCGGCGGUGGGUUCUUCUCGGCGAUCACGGCGAGUGUAAGGGGUUGGGGGAGCGCGGUGCACAAAUCUGUUAAUGGAUUAUUGGGCUAUGAAGGACUUGAAGUUACAAACCCAGAAGGGGGCACAGAUGAUGCAGAGGCUGAAGCUCAAAGAGGAAGAUGGAAGCAGGAGGAUCGGGAUAGCUAUUGGAAGAUGAUGCAAAAGUAUAUCGGAUCAGAUGUUACAUCAAUGGUGACACUUCCAGUCAUCAUUUUUGAGCCAAUGACAAUGCUUCAGAAAAUGGCAGAGAUAAUGGAGUACUCAUACCUGUUAGAUAUGGCAGAUGAAUGUGAAGAUCCUUACAUGCGGCUGGUCUAUACUUCUUCAUGGGCGAUAUCUGUCUACUAUGCUUAUCAGCGAACAUGGAAGCCUUUUAAUCCAAUCCUCGGGGAGACAUAUGAAAUGGUCAAUCAUGGCGGUAUUACAUUCAUUGCAGAGCAGGUGAGUCAUCAUCCUCCAAUGGGCGCGGCACAUGCUGAGAAUGAGCACUUCAUUUAUGAUAUUACUUCCAAAUUAAGAACUAAGUUCUUAGGAAACUCCAUAGAAAUAUAUCCUGUUGGAAGGACAAGGUUGACGCUUAAGAAGUCUGGUGUGGUCUUUGAUUUGGUGCCCCCUCCCACCAAGGUUAAUAACCUUAUCUUUGGGCGCACCUGGAUUGACUCAUUUGGGGAAAUGGUUAUGACAAACUUGACAACUGGAGACAAAGUUGUGCUAUAUUUUCAACCAUGUGGCUGGUUUGGGGCUGGUCGAUAUGAAGUGGAUGGAUAUGUAUAUGAUGCAGCAGAAGAACCUAAGAUAUUAAUGACUGGGAAAUGGAACGAGUCAUUGAGUUGCCAACCUUGUGAUCAAGAAGGAGAGCCCCUGCCAGGCACUGAACUGAAAGAGGUCUGGAGGGUUGCUGCCACACCGGAAAAUGACAAAUACCAAUACACAUACUUUGCCCAUAAAAUAAACAGCUUUGACACAGCACCUAAGAAGUUAUUAGCAUCAGAUUCCCGGUUGCGGCCUGAUAGAUAUGCACUUGAGAAAGGUGAUAUGUCUAAAUCUGGUGCAGAAAAGAGCAGUCUGGAGGAGAGGCAGAGAGCAGAAAAAAGAAAUAGAGAAGCAAAUGGGCACCAAUUCACUCCAAGAUGGUUCAACUCGACUGAUGAAAUUACUCCAACACCUUGGGGAGACGUGGAAGUAUACGAGUACAAUGGUAAAUACACUGAACAUAGGGCCAUCAUUGAUGACUCAGAUUCCAUUGAGGAGGUUGACAUCAAAUCAAUUGAAUUUAAUCCAUGGCAGUAUGGUAAUAUAUCUGCCGAAUGAAAUAUCGGAUUUGUAUGCUAGGUCCCCAUUUCUUUCAUUUACAAAUGCAUUGGAGCUAUAUAUUGUUCUGUAUUUUGGUUAGUGCCCUGAUGAUUUGAAUUAGUAUGGCUAUUUGGUUUGAGGUUGUGUACACUUUCAUAUAUCUGUCUAUUAGUUAUUCUUAGAAGCUUGCAUUACAUUGUGAGAUUUCUUCUCCUUUUUAACUGGUUUUUAUUGUAUCAUGUUUGCAUUUCUUUCCUGAAACUGAAUCGUAUUGGAGCACCAAA